This is a messenger RNA of Haliotis rubra (blacklip abalone), 464 nucleotides long. RefSeq lists its product as uncharacterized. The record is from RefSeq and is a predicted model, not a curated record. NCBI's taxonomy places the organism in Eukaryota, Metazoa, Mollusca, Gastropoda, Lepetellida, Haliotidae. The transcript is spliced from 4 exons. The coding region runs from base 81 to 359 and encodes 92 amino acids.
UACAACUCCAUUACACGUUUCAAGGAAGACCCGAUCGUCAGGUCACAGUCUACACGUUCUGUUUGACCAGCGCCAAGAAAAUGAUUCGACCUGUGUUGUCAGCGUUGCUCAUCGCCUUUGCUUUCCAUCUGUGUUUUCUGUCAACAAGUCGCGGUGAAGAUGUUGACUGCACAACUCACAACCUUUCUGCAAACUGUUGUGCUGAUGCCUGUAUGUUCCUGAACUGCACAACCGAUAGUAUAUCAGGCUGUUUCAAUCUGACAAUCAACAUGACACAAACCUGUCCGAAGUCAAACCUGUCUCUGGCAAUGACAUGCAGAGGAGAAGAACCGACAACACCCACUACCACCCCAAAAUGAUACUACUACUCCUACAGCCAUCGUAACAAGCCCUACCACGCAAAAUGGAUCAACCAGUACUGUACCUGUGACGUCAUCAGUUACACCGGAUGUAUCGACAUCAAC